CCACAAUACACUUGAUCCUUACCUUGCACCCUAAGCAGGCUGGAUUCCUUCGUGGCAUUCAGUUAGGAGACAGUAAAGCUGCUGAGGCCCGCUCUACCGCCAGACACGGCUUCUUGGGUGUUAGCUUCCAGCGCGUCCGCGCAGCGCGCAACAUGGCCCGUCAAAUGUCGCCCGAAGAGUACCAAGAGCUUGGGAAGAGGUACUACAAGCUUAAGGACUAUGAAAAGGGUAUCAAUGUUCUCACGCAGGGCAUUGAAGUUGCUCCCACUCUGGGUCUUUAUGACCACCGUGCAGCCACCUAUGAGAAGCUGAAGGACUUCAAUGCCGCCGUCAAAGAUGGAAGAGAGAUGAUCAAGUUGGAUAAGAAGGAAGUGAAGGGCUAUCUCCGCACAGCGAGUGUGCUGGAGAAGAUGGAGAAGCCGGAAAUAGCGCUUGGUAUUUAUAAAUAUGGCAUGAAGAAUGUCUCUAUUCAUGACAAGAACUUCAAGCUACUUCAGCAGCUGCAUGACAAGAUUACUCGCCAACUAUCGCCCCCUAUAGCCAUGGAUCCAUUCACCGUUCUUCCUGUCGAGCUGGCAGAGAUGGUUCUGGCGUACAUGCCCUUCAGAAACAUGGUAAACUGCAUGCGUGUCAGCAAAGGAUGGAAAGACUACCUUGCGAAGCGUCCCAAGCUGUGGCUGCACUUGGACUUGUCGGGCGCUCGCAAACCAGUUUCUCGCUCAUUCGUUGGCAAUGCCGUUAGACGUUCUCAAAAUCGCCUGACCCGCGCAACCAUCUGCCGCUUCGAGCAUAUGGAUGUGCUUGUGAACAUAGCAAAGGCCUGCAAGGAGCUCGUAGAGCUCGAGUUUAUCACGUUCCCUUACAAAAUGUCCUCCACGUUGAUCGAUAUUGUCCAGUGCGCCCCGGGGCUGAGAAAGUUCAUCGUGCACCCGGUGAUUACGACGAACACGGCGAGGCACAUUCUUCGCUAUGGAAGGAGCUUAGAGCAUGUCGGGUUUAUGGGAGUAGAUUGGACACAUUACAUUACGCUCUGGCAGGGUCCAUUCGAGGCUCUCCACACACUCAGCAUACACAUGGUAAAAUACGGACCUGGGCUGUCGAUGGGGCUGGACUUCUUACUACCUCAGACCCCGAACCUGCAGUACCUGGCACUGUCCAACUUGCCAGGUGACGUUAUGAUGCCCUGGCCUGACGAGAUAUCUCAACUACCGCCGAUGGAAACUCUCGUCUUGAAGCGCGUGCAGUUCGACAGAUUUCCUCUACUUCCUCCAACGCUUCGGCGCCUAGAAGUGGACUAUGACGGAUCAUACAGAUUGGGACCUUAUGAACGCAACAUAAUGCGAUCGCGUGUGCCCAAGCUUACGCAUCUGAAGCUAGGGGGAUUCGAGCUCCGUGCAAAGACAUUGGAAUCCUUCCUGGAUUCAUGGACAGACGAAGAAUAUGUCAUGAUGCAAUCGCCAACUAUGCACCCGCUAACCGAGGCAACACCACUCGAGUCCUUGUCGGUCCGCGGCGUUUUGGGCACUGAGCUUGCGCAAUAUGGCUUGUUCAAAGGCCGUGAAAGCCUGUUUGGUUGCUCGCCUCGCGUCCUCACGCCGGCGUUGUUGUCCCUGGAUAUCUCUACGCUCCCGUGCAACGACGACGAGAUCGAGCAUCUUCUCACGUACAAGACUGGCAUCCAGUCGAUUGACAUUUCCUGCACCAAAAUCACUGGUGCCUCUAUCAAGAUGCUGGUGGAUGGGCUUCCGUCACUAAAGACCAUCAAAGCGGAAGAUUGCCCCAACAUUGGUGGACUGGAUGCGAUACACUAUGCUGAGCGAAGGGGCAUUUCCGUGAGCUGGAAGAUGGGUAAACAAAUAGGAAAGCAACGAGUCAAUUACGGCUAGAUGGUAUUCAUAGCACACUCGCAAUCAAGGGCAGACAGAAUUUCACAAAAAACCAGG
Cucurbitaria berberidis CBS 394.84 is the source of this 1943-nucleotide messenger RNA. RefSeq lists its product as uncharacterized. The transcript has 2 exons. Gene Ontology annotation, molecular function: Hsp90 protein binding. Bases 153 to 1886 code for a protein of 577 amino acids. NCBI's taxonomy places the organism in Eukaryota, Fungi, Ascomycota, Dothideomycetes, Pleosporales, Cucurbitariaceae. The record is from RefSeq and is a predicted model, not a curated record.